Eimeria necatrix is the source of this 870-nucleotide messenger RNA. RefSeq names its product Sf3a3 protein, related. The record is from RefSeq and is a predicted model, not a curated record. Gene Ontology annotation, cellular component: nucleus; spliceosomal complex. Gene Ontology annotation, biological process: mRNA splicing, via spliceosome. Gene Ontology annotation, molecular function: zinc ion binding; RNA binding. The transcript has 8 exons. The annotation marks the transcript as partial. NCBI's taxonomy places the organism in Eukaryota, Apicomplexa, Conoidasida, Eucoccidiorida, Eimeriidae.
GGAAGUGGAUAUAAAAAGAAGCUGCUGCAGGCAGCAGAGCGGUCUGCUGCAGCAGCAGAAGCAGCAGCAAAAGCUUCGGAGGAAGAAGACCGCCAAAUCGCCUUUUUGGAGUUUCGAAUCAAAACCCUAGCCGACAUGUUGCGCGAACAAAUCAACCAAACGAUUGCUUACCACCAAAAGAAACAAUCCACCAACGCAGAGGAAGCUCUCGAGGAAGAUGAGCAAGACUCCAGUGACGGGGCUUCGCAACUGUUUUUGGAGACGCUCACAAGAUAUAAAAAGAAGCUGCUGCAGGCAGCAGAGCGGUCUGCUGCAGCAGCAGAAGCAGCAGCAAAAGCUUCGGAGGAAGAAGACCGCCAAAUCGCCUUUUUGGAGUUUCGAAUCAAAACCCUAGCCGACAUGUUGCGCGAACAAAUCAACCAAACGAUUGCUUACCACCAAAAGAAACAAUCCACCAACGCAGAGGAAGCUCUCGAGGAAGAUGAGCAAGACUCCAGUGACGAAGAAGAGGCGGCGGCGCCAGAGGAGGAGAGCGAGGCGGAGGAAGAGGAAGGGCCAGUUUACAACCCUUUGAAUCUUCCUCUUGGGUUUGACGGCCGCCCCAUCCCUUACUGGCUCUACAAACUCCACGGACUUGGUCAAGAAUUCAAAUGCGAAAUCUGCGGAAACUUCAGCUACUGGGGCCGCAGGGCCUUCGAGAGACACUUCGCCGAAUGGAGACACUCCUUCGGCAUGCGCUGUCUCAAAAUUCCAAACACCACUCACUUCAAGGCCUUCAAACAAGACCAGGAGUUGGAGUGCGAAGACGCCGACGGAAACGUAAUGAGCCUCAGGGCCUUCGAAGACCUCAGGAGACAGGGACUGCUUUAA